Molecule: messenger RNA, 1217 nt
Organism: Cercocebus atys (sooty mangabey)
Lineage: Eukaryota; Metazoa; Chordata; Mammalia; Primates; Cercopithecidae
Gene: DEPP1
Product: chromosome unknown open reading frame, human C10orf10
Exons: 2
Coding region: 383-1021 (212 amino acids)
Biological process (GO): regulation of autophagy
Cellular component (GO): mitochondrion
Source: RefSeq, a predicted model, not a curated record
CCUCCUACUGGCAGAAAAACACCUCCAAGCGGGCAGCUGGGCCAGGCCCCGCCCUCCAAGCUGUUUUCCUAAGAGAGCCUUCCUGAGCAGGCUAUUUUUGGUCCUCGUGACAGUGAUUGAUAGCUGGUGGGAAGGUAUAAAAGCAGCUGCCUGCCGAAGAUCUUCAGACAGCUCAGGGAAGAGUCUGGCACGGUUUUCUCUGAGACUCAGUGCACCGUCCUCCUCCCAGCGACCCCACCCUGGACCCCCUGCCGGACCCUCCACCCUUUGGCCUCCAAGCUUCCCAGGGGCUUCCUUUGGACUGGACUGUCCCUGCUCAUCCAUUCUCCUGCCACCCCCAGACCUUCUCAGCUCCAGGUUGCCGCCUCCUCUCGCCAGGGUGAUGAGGUCCCGGCUUCUGCUGUCCGUGGCCCAUCUGCCCACAAUUCGGGAGACCACGGAGGAGAUGCUGCUUGGGGGUCCUGGGCAGGAGCCCCCGCCCUCUCCUAGCCUGGAUGACUACGUGAGAUCCAUAUCUCGACUGGCACAACCCACCUCUGUGCUGAACAAGGCCACGGCCCAGGGCCAACCCAGGCCACCCCACAGGCCAGCCCAGGCCUCCCGGAAGGGCCGCCCUGCUGUGUCCCUGCGGGACAUCACCGCACGUUUCAGUGGCCAGCAGCCCACACUGCCCACGGCUGAUGCUGUGGACCCCCUGGACUGGCUUUUUGGGGAGUCCCAGGAAAAGCAGCCAAGCCAGAGGGACCUGCCGAGGAGGACUGGCCCCUCUGCUGGCCUCUGGGGUCCGCACAGACAGAUGGACAGCAGCAAGGCCAGGGGGGCCCCCAGAGGGAGGCUCUGUGAAGCCAGGAUGCCUGGGCACUCCCUAGCAAGACCAUUGCGGGAUGGGCAGCAGAGCUCUGACCUAAGAAGCUGGACUUUGGGGCAGCCUGCCCAAGCCAUGGCCUCCCCCCGCAGCCCCCGCCCCAGCAGUGUCCUCAGAACUCUCUACUCGCACCUCCCGGUGAUCCAUGAACUCUGACCCCUGCCCAAUAAAGGCUUCUGUAAAGAGCUCGGUGGGUCUACAUCUCCCGUCUUCCCCCAUGGUGUGGUCACUGUCCCUGGCAGGUCUCUGGAACACAAAUGCUUUUCUGCAGAGGCCCCUGCUGGGGCAGUUCACAGUGAGACCAACCCCCUCUGAAUAUAACAGCCUGUCUCACAUGAGGAGAUGUUACCGA